Vicia villosa (hairy vetch) is the source of this 902-nucleotide messenger RNA. Its product is annotated as zinc finger protein 3-like. Bases 91 to 756 code for a protein of 221 amino acids. The record is from RefSeq and is a predicted model, not a curated record. The transcript has a single exon. NCBI's taxonomy places the organism in Eukaryota, Viridiplantae, Streptophyta, Magnoliopsida, Fabales, Fabaceae. Gene Ontology annotation, biological process: negative regulation of abscisic acid-activated signaling pathway.
AAAAGGAAUACGUCAUGUGUCAAACUUCUAUAUAGUUCUUUUUUCCCAUUUAUAGGUAGGUACAAGAAUUACCUAAUUAAACUUCAUGCAAUGGAAACACAGAGUCAAGAACUACUGCAAAAUCCACAAGAAAUUGAGAAACACGACACUUAUGAAGAAGAAAACAAGGUAAAUCUAGAUAUUUUAUUAGAUCUGAAUGUUCCUAACAACUAUUGUGAGUCCAAUCUAGUCACCACAACAGAUGAUUCUUCCAAAACUUUAUCAGAUGAUUACACCCGCGGCUCUGAAUUAGAGCCGCGGUAUUUCUCUUGUAAUUACUGCAAGAGAAAAUUCUAUAGUUCACAAGCAUUAGGAGGACACCAAAACGCUCACAAGAGAGAGAGGUCAAUUGCAAAAAGAGGACAUAGGUUUAUAGGAACACACAUGAUGCUGUCACCAACAGGAACAACCUCAUUUUUUCAGAAUCAUGCUAAUAGCCAUAGUUUUAGACCACUUGGAAUUAAGGCUCACUCUAUGAUUCAGAAGCCUUUUCAUAACUUUUCAUCCAAUGGAUUUGGAAGCACUUAUUAUGGAUAUAAUGGUUGGUCAAGACCACUUAUUAUGAAUCAACAACAUGGAAUAGGAAAGUUAGCUAUGGAAACUUUCAAGGAAACAGGUUUAUCAUCACAUGGAAGUGUUGGUAGAUUCCAAGGGGUUGAAGAGGACAUGGUGAAUCAAGAAGAGGUGAAGCACCUUGACUUAUCCUUAAAGCUCUAAGCAUGUGUUCUUGUAGUAUAGAUUAGUCAUAGCUUCUUGGUAAUUAUAGGCAUAGCUAAUUAGCAUUUAGCCAAAUUUAUUUUCUAUUGUUUGUAAUCAUUUAUUGUGUUAACCUUUUUAUGAUCUUGUAAGGAAUUCUCUUAUUA